Messenger RNA from Mesocestoides corti, 729 nucleotides. The record is from the annotation of a GenBank genome assembly. NCBI's taxonomy places the organism in Eukaryota, Metazoa, Platyhelminthes, Cestoda, Cyclophyllidea, Mesocestoididae.
AUGAAUGCUGAAACCAAGGAAUGGCGUCUGUCCAUCUAUCGGUGUUUUCGUGAGACAGAAGUGAGCACCCCGGACCAACCCACACUGCCGACGACUAGCGACACUGCUGUGCGCGAGACUGAGGUUGCACCAAACGGGGUCUGGCAUACCCGCAGGGAUCACACGGCCGCAGCCCUCAUCCUCCGUAUCUCCUCAUUCGGCCACCUAACCAUUCUGCAAGGCAGCGAGGUGGUGGAGUCCUACUUUCUUAUUUUGGCCAAAAAGUGGAUCAAAGCAGUCAAUAUCGGUACGCUGGAGUACAUAACUAGUACCUCGAUUUGCCUUUCAGACGACGAAAUAAUGCUUUACAUUCGAGAGCGAAGUCGCGUGCGUCGACUGCGCCUCACGUUUGCCAACGCCGCGGAGGCACAGUCGUGCUACGAGGAACUGGGCAAGCAUGUGUCCGUGAAACAGUGCCCACAGUCGGAUCCCGCGCGUUCGCCGGCCACCAACGACGACGAGGCGGUGUCGCGGUGGCUGGACACGAUGACGGGCGGCGCCGCGUCGUCACGCUGUCUGGCCGCCGACGCAGCCUGGCGGACAGAGUGGCCGACGGACAAGUUGACCGAGCUGGUCAAACUCUGCCUUUUGGACCCCAAUUUCCCCGGCUUCGUGCGCCAGGUACAGGAGGCGAUUCAGCUGCUAACUCUUGACGUUGACAGCGAAACGCAAAAUGAUGUGGAAGAAUGA